AUGGCGUCUUCACAAAAUGAGAAGCAGGCUGUCAUGGGCAUGCCCCCAUUCGUCGUGGAUUUCCUGAUGGGUGGUGUCUCCGCCGCUGUCUCUAAGACCGCUGCCGCUCCCAUCGAGCGCGUCAAGCUUCUUAUCCAGAACCAGGAUGAGAUGUUGAAGGCCGGCCGUCUCAGCCACAAGUACGAGGGUAUCGCCGACUGCUUCAAACGCACCACCGCCGAUGAGGGUGUCGUCUCCCUCUGGCGUGGAAACACUGCCAACGUUCUCCGUUACUUCCCAACCCAGGCCCUCAACUUCGCUUUCCGCGACACCUUCAAGGCCAUGUUCGGUUACAAGAAGGAGCGUGAUGGAUACGCGUGGUGGAUGGCUGGUAACUUGGCCUCCGGUGGUCUUGCCGGUGCCACCUCCCUCCUGUUCGUCUACUCUCUCGACUACGCCCGUACUCGUCUUGCCAACGACGCCAAGUCCGCCAAGAAGGGUGGUGACGGCCAGCGCCAGUUCAACGGACUGUUGGAUGUCUACAAGAAGACCCUCGCCUCUGACGGUAUCAUGGGUCUCUACCGUGGUUUCGGUCCCUCUGUCGCCGGUAUCGUUGUCUACCGUGGUCUCUAUUUUGGAAUGUACGACUCCCUGAAGCCUGUCGUUCUCACCGGUAACCUCGAAGGCAACUUCCUUGCAUCUUUCCUCCUCGGAUGGACCGUCACCACUGGUGCCGGUAUCGCCUCGUACCCUCUUGAUACCGCCGUCAAGUACAAGUCCUCGUUCGAUGCCGCCAGCCAGAUCAUCGCCAAGGAGGGUGUCAAGUCUCUCUUCAAGGGUGCCGGUGCCAACAUCCUCCGUGGUGUUGCCGGUGCUGGUGUCUUGUCGCUUUACGACCAGAUGCAGCUCCUCAUGUUCGGAAAGAAGUUCAAAUAG
Messenger RNA from Ramularia collo-cygni, 915 nucleotides. Its product is annotated as probable ADP, ATP carrier protein (ADP/ATP translocase). Gene Ontology annotation, molecular function: ATP:ADP antiporter activity. The record is from RefSeq and is a predicted model, not a curated record. Gene Ontology annotation, cellular component: mitochondrial inner membrane. The transcript has 5 exons. Lineage: Eukaryota; Fungi; Ascomycota; Dothideomycetes; Mycosphaerellales; Mycosphaerellaceae. Gene Ontology annotation, biological process: mitochondrial ADP transmembrane transport; mitochondrial ATP transmembrane transport. Bases 1 to 915 code for a protein of 304 amino acids.